AUGCAAUUUAUAGGUUUGAGUAAUUUCAGGAUGAAUUAUAUUGCUCAAUUUCGAAUUUCACUUAGAUAGAUAACUAUUCUCUCUGGUAACUCAAUCAUUAAGCGUUAUAGUAUUUGUUAGGAAGAAUCACAACAAUUAUAAGGCUUGAUUGCAAAUUUCUAAACUGAGUUCAACAUCAAUCCUCAAAUAAUUAAAUAAAAUUCGUAAGAGUAAGUUCUCAAGGCAGAUAAACAUUACCAGGUCCAAUUCGUGUGCUCAGAAAUAUGGAAUUUCCUGAUGCAACACAUCUAAGGAGGUUUUUAUUAUCAUUAUUCUUCUAUAGGACCUUGUUUGCCAAUUUACACAAUAGAAAUACAUAAUAUCAAAAAAAGUACUAUUUAUGACUUUACAUUUCUGUCACAACACGAUAUCGAAUAAUUACCAAAUCAUCUCGUAAUACCAGUAGACAUGACUUAAAUGGAGUUCUUGAUUUAAAAUGAAGAUGAUUCUUUUACAUACCUAACCAAAGUUGUUCCUUUGGCUUUUACAGUCGAUUAAGUUAUAAAUAAGAUACUGUCAUCACAAUUCAAUAUAUCAAAUUAUUUGUGCUUUAAUUAAACAAGUAAAAAGAUUAUAUUAAAUAAAAAUUCAACUUUAAUCUAUGAAUUAGAGUUCAAAUCUCUCUGGUUUUUUAAACCCAACAAGAGAGACAUUGGAUUUUAAGAAAAUUUUGAUGAAAUUACAAUGUAGCAGGAUUUCCAAAAUCUCAUUACUGGUUCAACAGAAUCGACUUUUGAAUCAAGGGAAAUCCAAUCAAUAUUAGACAGCAGUUCAAAAUCACACGAAUUCGAAGAUGAUAUCAACAAUUUGAUGUUGAGAGAUAUUAAUGAAUUCAAAAACGAAAUCGAAACCAUUCUCUAAUAUCAUAAAAAAUAACCUCUUACAUUACUAAAAGAAGAACAAGCCAUUGAAAAUAUAAAUCAAAUAAUCUUAUAGAUUGAAUAGGAAAACUGUUUCAAAAAAGAGCAACAAGAAGAAGGAACUAAUGAUGAACUUAUCGAUUAUUAGGAUAUUUGA
This is a messenger RNA of Paramecium tetraurelia, 1056 nucleotides long. RefSeq lists its product as uncharacterized. The record is from RefSeq and is a predicted model, not a curated record. Lineage: Eukaryota; Ciliophora; Oligohymenophorea; Peniculida; Parameciidae. The transcript has 2 exons.